Molecule: messenger RNA, 1074 nt
Organism: Cynoglossus semilaevis (tongue sole)
Lineage: Eukaryota; Metazoa; Chordata; Actinopteri; Pleuronectiformes; Cynoglossidae
Product: myoD family inhibitor
Exons: 5
Coding region: 162-806 (214 amino acids)
Source: RefSeq, a predicted model, not a curated record
UCUCUGUCUCUCUCUCUGUCUCGCUCGCUGUUCAUUUCUCACGAAACGGAGACGCGCGGACUUGCGAGUAGCUGUUAUGAGUUUGAGAAGACGAAGCGACAGCGGAGAACGGACUUAUUAUAAUAAGAAGAAACGAAUAAGAACAAAUCACUAACAGCUCAAUGGAAGUGGCGUCAUCCACUUGCUGUGAAAUCACUGAAGGGGGAGCCAAAAACAUCUCAAGCCAUUCUGAGUGUAUCACCCGUCAGCCAAAAGCCAAUGGGCCAGUUGUGACCGCAGGCUCCCCAUCCACAACUGACGUUGCUCCUUUGCUGCCCUCCCAGCUUUCAGUGAACUCUGCACUGUCACACGCCCCAGUCUGUGCGCCACCCACUCAUCAGUCCUCUUCCCUAAGCACACACAAUGGCAACUUCGGUCAACACCAUCAUCACCAACCUGGGACAUACAACCAGAAGCAAGUCUCCUCCAUCCAAAAUCCCACCUAUGCAAAGGCAGACGCUAUUCACAUCAAAGAAGCGGCUGGAGAGGACUACUGCUUCCGUUGUCUCCUAGCCUGUCUCUACUGCCAGCUUCUGUCCACGUGUUCCGUUUUGGGAGAGUGUCUAGUGUGCGGAACGGUGGGGGCUGGCUGCUGUGAUACCAUGACGAGCUGCUGUAACUGUUGCCUGGAGGCUGCGGGGGAAAUGACAUGUACAGAAGAGGCUUGUCAGCCAGUGUUGGAUUGUGAGAUACUAGGGGAGUGCUGCUGCCCAUCUGACUGUCUCGAGAUCUGUGUGGAGUGCUGCUCUAUCUGCUUCCCUGCAUAGAGCAGCCGAUCAGAAUAAAGCCCUACUAAGAGGGGUGUUUCACAGAGUUAAAGGACAAAUGUUGUCAUCAGUGUGACACAACAAGACUUAAUCCAAUCAGAUAGCGUUCACCUGUCAAGUUUACACAUUGCGAGCUCCCAAGGUGGGACCAAGUCAUUGCUUUGCACAAGUCACAAGCAGGUCUCAAGUCUUUGCACUCAAGUCCGAAUCAAGUCUCAAGUCAAAAUAGGCAAAGUCCGAGUCGAAUCCAAGUCAAGACUGAAAAGUG